CAGGACGCAUCGGCAAAGUGGGGUUUCUUCCAGGUCGUGAACCACGGUGUCCCGACAAGCACCCAGAACAGGAUCAGAGCCGGGACGCACCAGUUCUUCAACCAGGACGCGGAAGCAAAGAAGGAGUACUUCCGCGCCGAGCCGAUGUCAAAGGUCGUGUACACGUCUAACUACGGCCUAUACACAGCUCCAGUUGCCUAUUGGAGCGAUGUGAUACUGUUCAACAUGGCGCCAGAGCCACUAGAGCCGGAGCAAAUCCCGGCUUGCAUAAGGGAAAACGUGCAGGACUUCUCUGAGGAAAUAUCCAAGGUCGGGGGCUUGAUGCUGGAGCUACUGUCGGAGGCGUUGGGUCUUGCUGUGAAUCACUUGAAGGAGGAGAUGGGUUGCGCGGAAGGAAUGGGAUUAGCCUGCAACUACUAUCCUCAUUGUCCUCAGCCGAAGCUCGCUCUGGGAAUCACCCACCACACUGAUAUUGGGUUCAUCACGAUUCUUUCCCAAGACCACGUCGGAGGUUUGCAAGUUGUUCAUCGAGGUCACUGGGUCAAUGUGCCUCCGGUUCUGGAGGCUUUAGUGGUCAACAUCGGAGAUAUGCUUCAGCUGAUAUCGAACGAUAAGUUUAAAAGUGUGGAGCAUAGAGUGAUCGUAAACAAUCUUGAACCAAGAGUAUCAACAAUUUGUUCUUUUGGUAAUGGGUUUACAUUGAAAUCAAGAAUGUAUGGACCUAUAAAAGAGCUGUUAUCGGAAGAAAAUCCUCCCAUAUACCGAGAAAUUUUCAUUGAAGAAUUCUUUUUCAAAUCCUACAAAAAGGGCUUUGAUGGUAACUCUUAUCUGCCCCAACUUAAGCUCUGA
Molecule: messenger RNA, 849 nt
Organism: Linum tenue
Lineage: Eukaryota; Viridiplantae; Streptophyta; Magnoliopsida; Malpighiales; Linaceae
Source: the annotation of a GenBank genome assembly